UGUACACUUGUAUACAUAUACAUCAAUGUGGCCAUACAACGUGACUUUUUGGGUAAAAAACAUAUGACUUGCUAGAAAUCGCAUUAUUUUUAAUUCGGGUACAGUUUUCUUCGGCACAUUUUCUUGUAGCCCCGGCUAUGAAAAGAAAACUGUACAAAAAUGUUCUCAAAAACUAUUAAGGGGUUUUCAGAAUUUUGAUUUACCAUGGAAAGCUGAUAUAAUGACGGAUACUCUGCGCCUUAUUUGAUCAAAAUCGGUUGAGUAAUAAAUAAGUUAUGAAUAAAAAACAUACCUGAAUCGGGUGAAAAAUCGGCGUGCUCUGUACCCGAAAAGUCACGUUGUAUGGCCACAUUGUACAUGCACAGUGCGUUAACUGGAGUGCAGGUAUUAGUUACCCGCACUCCCAGAGCAUGCCUAUUGAUUGGCUCAUUUUUUGAUGGGGUUUACUUAUUUUGACAACAGGGAAAGGGAUAUGAUAGAAAUAUCAUAUCCAGAUGCUCGCAAUCAUUUGUUACUUUUUUUCUGGGCUUUCAUAUUGUCAAAUCAGGGAACGUGUUUUUAUUUUUGUCUAUGAUACAAAGGACGAACAUCAAAACACUCGGCAAUUGGGUUCAUACUCGGGGGCUACUCCACCUUCCCCCUCGUACACAUCAGAUGGUAUCGUUAAGCCAUACUUUUAAAUCAUAUUUUAGUAUCAUUUUUACUAUUGUGUCCGAUAAUUAUCGACAAAAGGUCAUUGAAUAUGCACAUGUCUCGGGUCAAUAUUGUCAAACAAUAUAAAUGUUAAAAAAUGUAAAGAAUAAUGCAUGAUGAUUUUUAUCCUUUUUAUUACACGAAAUGACAAGAAAUGCGAUUGAUGAAAAUGGUGAAGUUAUCCUUCAGGAAAUGAUCUUAUCUGAUGCUAAAACCUAUCCAAAUAAAACGUUUGUUCUAGACAUAUUACGCUUUAAUCUUGGGGCGAAUUCUUCAGGCAAACUGUUUGUUCCCGGAAAUGUGAUGUACACUAGUAAGAAGGUGUGCACAAUAACUAAAGGUGUGCCAGGUGACAACAUUGACAACGAUUGUGAUGGUCUUGUGGACGAGGAACAGUGUACGGUCGAUAUUAUACCUGGCGAAAUAGGUAAAUAUGGUCGCCUUUUGUAA
Messenger RNA from Ruditapes philippinarum (Manila clam), 1143 nucleotides. RefSeq lists its product as uncharacterized. The record is from RefSeq and is a predicted model, not a curated record. Lineage: Eukaryota; Metazoa; Mollusca; Bivalvia; Venerida; Veneridae. Bases 838 to 1143 code for a protein of 101 amino acids. The transcript has 2 exons.